AAAAUCAGUAGAUCCUCUGCGUUUCUGCUUAUCUUUCUAGGGUUUCUGAUCUUCUCCCUUCUUUGAUUCCACCCUUUGUUCCCAAUAAUUUUCUAGGGUGGUUGCUGUUCGGUUUGCUAGAAAAUUGUGGCUUCUUCCAGUGAUUUUCCUUUUGUUUUUCCUCCUUUGCACCUUGAAAGAUGAAACCUUUCUAUGGGACUAUGGCCUGCUAUUAUUGAUGUCUUCAAAUUUUCUUUUCUUUGCACAAAGGCUGAAACUUGUCUCUCCUAGAAAAUUUAGGCUAUUUUCUUUCUGUGUUUUCUUCCUUUUCUCUUUCCUUUGAGCUUUUAAGCCCUUCCUUUAGGUUGCCAUUAUUAAUUUCUUUAAAAUUUGUAAUUUUUCAAUGCAAAGUUUGAAACUUUAGUAGUAGCUACACACUGCGUAGCUGGGGACUUUGCUCAAUUUUGGUUUAGAUGGUUGGUUGAGAAAAGUAUGUAAUGUUGUGUGUUCUCCUAACAUCACUGGUGUUUUUUUCUCACAACUUUGUGCUAAGGAAAUUUGAAGGAAACGCUGAAAUCCUUGCUGAAGUAGCUGAGGUCUUAGUCUUAAUGUUAGCAAAGCUGAACUUUGUGUAUGUGAUUCUAUAUAUGGACGGCUUGUGGUUGAAGCUGUUGGGUCAAGGAUUGGUGGGCUCAUGUUCCGUUAAGGAACUUCAAGAGAUUGGUAGCCAGCUGGUACAAAGCUUGAAAAACAUUGGGGCAAGAGAGACUUCAACUUUUGAUGGAAAAUUAGCAUUUGAGUUACUAUCAAAUGGGCUUUUUGGCAUAUUUAUAGAGUAUUUGUACCGUCAUUGGACCCUCAGAGACAUGCGACAGUCACAUUUCCUCAAACUCGCCUCCUCGUUAGGUUAUACUCAUUGAUAGCGCUGCAAGCCACAUUACUUAAACCAUUUAUGUGGUCCAAGGUCUCCUCCGUGUUGUGGGAUGCCGGGUUGGAGUCUCUAAGAUACCCUGUAAGAAAUUCAUUGUGCCAUC
Molecule: messenger RNA, 1013 nt
Organism: Rubroshorea leprosula
Lineage: Eukaryota; Viridiplantae; Streptophyta; Magnoliopsida; Malvales; Dipterocarpaceae
Source: the annotation of a GenBank genome assembly